AGGCCCGUGGCCAGGACGUCGCUGUCGUCGCCGCCGUGGCCCGAGGUGGAGCUGCCCGAGCGGGCGCAGGAGGCGGCGCAGCACGCGGAGCUGGUGCAGAAGGUGAACGAGCUGAUCGCGACGGGGCAGUACGGGCGGCUCUUCGCUGUGGUCCACUUCGCCAGCAAGCAAUGGAAGGUGACCAGCGAAGACUUGAUUAUGAUGGACAACGAGCUGGAGGCUGAGUGUGGGGACCGCAUCCGCCUGGAAAAGGUUUUGCUGGUCGGUGCUGACGACUUCACGCUGAUUGGAAGGCCGCUCCUGGGGAAGGAGCUCGUCCGCGUGGAGGCUACGGUGAUCGAAAAGACGGAGUCGUGGCCAAAAAUCAGCAUGCGCUUUUGGAAGAGGCACAACUAUCAAAGGAUGAGAGUCACCAGGAACCCGCAGACUGUCCUCCGGAUAAACACCAUAGACAUUUUCCCUGCUUUGCUAUGACUGAUUGACUCGAGUUGUGAAGCAGGAGUAWAUCUCCAGUGAGGCAGUUAUGGAAAUAAAAGCACCCGGUCGUUGGAACGCUUCCUGUUAUUGUCUGAAAUGGAAAUCUAUAGGUACUUUCUCU
Nothoprocta perdicaria is the source of this 598-nucleotide messenger RNA. RefSeq names its product mitochondrial ribosomal protein L21 (gene MRPL21). Gene Ontology annotation, cellular component: ribosome; mitochondrial large ribosomal subunit. Gene Ontology annotation, molecular function: RNA binding; structural constituent of ribosome. Gene Ontology annotation, biological process: translation. NCBI's taxonomy places the organism in Eukaryota, Metazoa, Chordata, Aves, Tinamiformes, Tinamidae. The annotation marks the transcript as partial. The record is from RefSeq and is a predicted model, not a curated record. The transcript is spliced from 5 exons.